CCCAGAUGGCUGCAACAGCCAGGUCCGGGCCAGGCCAAAGCCAGGAGCCAGGAAUUCCAUCUCGGUCUCCCACAUGGGCCAUCCUCUGCCGCCUUCCCAGGCAGGUGAGCACAGAGCUGGAUGGGAAGAGGAGUAGACAGGACUCCGAUCCGGGCUCCUGGCAUCAGAGCAGCGGCUUAACCCGCGGUGCCACAACAGCCGCCCCGCCCCUGUUCCCUCAUCCACGAAGCAGGAAGAGUAAUUCCACGCCCAGUUUUUUUUGGGUGAGGAUUAAAGACAACAAACGCUAACCACAGCCCUUGGCCUGCAGUCAGCUGUCUCCAGGACUCUCCCUGACCCUCCUCCCCUACCUUUGCAAGCUUCCGCCACCACCCCCUCCCCCUCGGAGAGGGGAAUCAAGUGUGCAGGCUUCCCGGAGCAGCUUAGUUUCAGGUAUCACUUAAGUCCGACGGUUUUUCCGUAAUCAGAACCUCGGUGCGGGCGGAUGGAGCUGGCAUAAGCCUGCCUAAGGGGCCUGGCUCACAACAGCCGCAACAUGGAGCAGGGCGCUGGACGCAAGCCGCUGCUGCCGCUGCUGCUGCUGCUGCUGCUACUGCUGGCGCGGACGCCCUGCAGAUGCUCAUGGGCAGACGGGCUGAGCGACUACACAACGGUCAUCCAAGUGACCAACGGCGGCCCCUGGGGCGACUGGGCCUGGCCUGAGAUGUGUCCUGAAGGGUACUUCAGCAGCGGCUUCUCGCUUAAGGUGGAGCCCUCUCAGGGCCUUCCCGGCGACGACACGGCUCUGAACGGGGUCCGGCUGCACUGCACGCGGGGGAACGCCGAGCGCAACACGCAUGUGGUGGAGUCCCAGUCUGGAAGGUGGGGCGCAUGGAGCGAGCCGCUGUGGUGUCCUGGCGGCGGCUUCCUAGUGGCUUUCUCGCUUCGCGUGGAGCCAUCCACCACUCUCGGGGACAACACGGCAGCGAACAACGUGCGCUUCCGCUGCUCAGACGGCACCGAGUUGGAGGGCCCUGGCCAGACCUGGGGGGUCUUUGGAGACUGGAGCGGCUCCUGCCCCAAAGGCGUGUGCGGCUUGCAGACCAAGGUCGAGCGGCCGCGCGGCCUGCGCGACGACACCGCGCUGAACGACCUGCGCCUCUUCUGCUGCCGCAACUGACCACCAGCGCCCCCUCCCGGGCCCGGAGGGUACUCCCGCCUGCCGCUAUUAAAUCCUCUGUCUGGGCUCCGGUCUGGUUUGUCGUGAGGAAGGGAGGGAAGCAUGUGCCCCGCCCCCCAAACCUAGCACGAGGCCAGGCCUGCUCUGGGGUUUGGUCUCGCGGGUGCAUGGCUGGCUGCUGAACGUUCCAGAUCCAAUGUCUGGGAAACCGUGUUUAAACAUGCAAUAUUUAAAAAGUGAAGCAGGAA
Molecule: messenger RNA, 1407 nt
Organism: Oryctolagus cuniculus (rabbit)
Lineage: Eukaryota; Metazoa; Chordata; Mammalia; Lagomorpha; Leporidae
Gene: VMO1
Product: vitelline membrane outer layer 1 homolog
Source: RefSeq, a predicted model, not a curated record